This is a messenger RNA of Pelobates cultripes (western spadefoot toad), 680 nucleotides long. The record is from the annotation of a GenBank genome assembly. Lineage: Eukaryota; Metazoa; Chordata; Amphibia; Anura; Pelobatidae.
CAAGCUGAUGGUAUUCAAACAGGGUAGGCCCCACACCCUCCUACCAGGAGCAAAUCCCACACCAUUCCUGCGAGACCUGGGCAUUGUGCCCCCCAAUAACCUCAGCCUACCUACAGCCGGACUCCCAGCACUCCACACCCUACCACGAGAGUGGCACAUGGCAGCGGAAUAAAAUGAACUCGGACCGCUGCCCACAACGUUGGACCCACCCGCUGCCCUCAUCACCCCUCAGCCUAACACAUCAGAGACCAGCAGAACGCAACGAGCCCACUACAGCAAAGAAGCCCAAGAAGACUCCCCACAUCCGGACAACCUUUAAUGACUCACCACGGAGCAACACUGAGACCGACAGGCACCCGUCUACCACCCAUGUACAGCACUUGAACUUCUCCUCAGCGAACUGCCCCACAUCUACUCACCUGCAUCAACGGGGCCACUCCACCGCCCUGCAGGAGGCGUCACCCCGGGCAAAGGCACGGCAGAAGACCCUGCAUGGACUGACGGCAGGAUUAUCCACAGAUCGCCUUCAAUACGACCGCCAUCACCUCCGGCCAACCGAACUGUAAUGUAUUCCUAGCACACACAAAUGUGACUCAUUGGGCUAUGGUAGUAUACACCCCAUACGAACCUGUCACAGCUACUCUGACACGCAUGCAGUAGGGGAACACCAACAAGCACAC